UUUACAUAAAUAACAGCGACACAGACAGCUGUUAGGCUAAAAAGGCUUUAAAAGGAUAUUAAUCAAACGAUAGAGAAUCUAAUUAUUUUAAAUUACAUUUAGGCUACUACUUUUUAAUGAAUAAUUUCAGAAACCUGUCAGUUUCUCGAAAUAUUUCCUCGGGGGAGCGGUGGUACUGAAAACAUCUACCAACUUUGAGUUUACUGAUGUUUAACGUUGAGUGAAUCGUUAUUUUGAGUCGGAGCUUUUCAGUGAAUCAGUCGAAUCACUUCACAAAACUAUUUUACAUUUUUAUUGUAUUUUGUUAGAUUUUUUAAGAAUCUGACUGAAUCGGUCCGAGCUGGUCAACAUUAGUCAACAAUUUUUGACUAGUUGCAUCAAAAACGAACCGUUCGAGAGAACCGAUUCGCACAAAUGACUCGGACCACCCAACACCUCAGGUGUGCUUGUGCCUCUCACAUUCUCCACCUGCUGCUGCAUCCGGGAGCCCAGGGAUUACAGACCCAGCUACUGUAAUCUUGCCCAGGAGGGAGCAUGAGUCCUCAAGUUCAAGAGUUAUUCCAUGAAGACGCACAGGGAUCCCAGAGUAAUGCUCAGCCUUGGUGGAAGGUGCAGCUCUUCGUCUGGGAACCUGUUCUUUUUGGCACCUGGGAUGGAGUCUUUACUACCUGCAUGAUCAACAUUUUUGGGGUGGUGCUCUUUUUACGGACUGGUUGGCUUGUGGGUAACACAGGUGUGUUGCUGGGCAUGCUUCUGGUAUCCAUGGUGGUACUGGUCGCCUUGGUUACAGUGAUGUCAGGUAUUGGUGUGUGUGAGUGUUGCAGCGUGGGUAACGGUGGGGUCUACUCCAUGAUCUCCACUGUGCUCGGAGGCAGGGUUGGAGGAACUGUGGGACUCCUGUAUGUGUUUGGACAGUGUGUGGCUGGAGCGAUGUACAUCACUGGUUUUGCCGAGUCCAUCGCACAGGUGCUGAACUUACAAAGCACGUGGGCGGUGAGGGGCAUUUCUGUGGCCGUUCUGAUUGGCCUGCUUGGGAUUAACUUGGCUGGGGUGAAAUGGAUUGUACGCCUUCAAUUAGUUCUACUGGGCAUAUUAGCCAUGUCCACUCUGGAUUUUGUCAUCGGGACAUUUAGUCAUCUAGAUCCAGAGCAUGGAUUCGUUGGCUAUUCGGAGGAUCUGCUGCGUAAGAACACCCUGCCAGACUACACAGCUGGCGAGACUUUCUUCACCGUAUUUGGGGUUUUCUUUCCUGCGGCGACAGGUGUGAUGGCGGGGUUCAACAUGAGCUCAGAUCUCCAGAGGCCCGAGCACAACAUCCCCGUGGGAACUCUCGCUGCAGUCUGCACCUCGUGGUUCCUGUAUCUCGUCUUUGUGUUCUUACUGGGAGCCAUUUGCACCAGAGAGGCGCUGCGCUACGAUUUCUUAAUAGCGGAAAAGGUCUCCUUGGUUGGUUUCCUGUUUUUGCUGGGCCUCUACAUCUCCUCCCUGGCCUCCUGCAUGGGCGGCCUGUACGGUGCACCCAGGAUCCUCCAGUGUAUCGCGCAGGAAAGAGUCAUCCCAGCUCUUGGAUUUCUUGGGAAAGGGCGUGGGCCCAAUAAGACGCCUGUGGCUGCCAUCUGUCUGACCAGCUUGAUCUCCAUGGCCUUCAUCUUCAUCGGCCAGGUCAAUGUACUGGCUCCCAUCGUCACUAUCAACUUCAUGCUAACCUACAGCGUAAUUGAUUAUUGCUAUUUCUGUGUGGUGAAAACCCAUGAGCUGCAAGUCCAGCAAAGAACGACACUGAUCAGGAGGUCAAGCUCCAGAAAAUCACUCGUGUCCAGCACUCACCCCCGUUACGGCAGCAGCGGAGCCAUCAGUGAACCUUUGAACGGCACACUUCUAGAGUUCACCAAAGACAUGGACCAAAUACUUUCAUUGCCCAGCACGGACACAGUCGAUGAACAGAGAGUAUCUUUUCCUGCCUCUAAGACCUGGGGCAGGAAGUCAAAGAUUCCAGCUAAAGAAACGCUGAUGAACAGUUUUGGGUUGGACUUGAACAGCAAUGGACCAUUAGAUAAAGGAAAAGAUGAGAGGGAGCCAGAACAAACUGCUGGAUUAGAUGAUGAUACCAGUGGCCAGAUAGGACUUAUGGAGUGUGACCUUACAACAGAAGCCAAGAGGAAGCAGUCUUUACCUAAUACUGGACCAGUUGAACUUGAACAGCUCCCAAGAGAGCAGAUAGACAGAAAUGGUUCAGAAACAAAUCUUGAAGGAUCAGAAAUAAGAUCAAUCCAGGGUUCGGUCUAUGCCCGAUUUUGCAACCACUGGGUUUCGUUAGUUGGUGCAUUGUGCUCAUUUAUGAUAAUGUUCGUUAUCCAGUGGAUGUACGCCUUGAUUAACAUUACAGCUGCCCUUUUACUCUUUCUCUAUAUUGGAACAACAAGCCCAGGUCUGCCAACAGGUGCAGCAGCUCACUUCAGUUUCUUCAGGUGGCUUAAGACAUCACUGCAUAAUUUGGGGAGGCGAGAUGGGGCCCUUCAGGAUCAGAUUGUGGUGACACCCUCUUUGUCAGCUGUUGGCAUGGAAACCAAGCAGUUGACAGAAGAAAAUGCAGACUUUGCUUUCCGUGAUCGUUACCAUCACUCCUCCUUUAUCACGACCACAGACAAGAUAGUCCAUCCUCAGUCCAACUGACCAUACUGUGCCCUGCUAACCAGCUGGACUGAAACAGUGGACACAUGGGACUAAAUGAUCUUGACUGAUCACUGAACUGAGCACCACUUGAAUAUUUUUAUUUACAGCAUUUGUCAGGUAGUACUCGGAGGACUGAGCUUUAUUCCUGGAAAGUCUGAAGUAAAUGAAUAAUGUUUGUCUGAAAAUUGGGAAUGUGCAAUCAUGCAUGAUGAAUUAAUUUGUCAAAGGUUCAAUGUACACCAUGGGUGUUUAAUUUUCAGAUUCUAAGUCUUUUAUUUUGCUUGACCUCACUGAGUUCAUAACACCUAGAAGUUGCCAUGCGCAUGCCACUGGCCAAGUUUGCAUGUUGCUUGUAUAUUCAGUCAAGUUGCAGCUUCUGCAAUCAGUUGUUCCAAACUUGUUAGAACUUACUUUUUCUUAGUGAACGAAAAAUGAUUUGGCAUGAGAAUCAAUAGCUGCUUUUUCCCAUACAGUUGAACUACACAGUAAACUGUCAAUCCAGGACUAAUUGUAUGUAAAGUCAUGAUUUGAACCCAGCAAGCCUUGCUAAACGAGAACUCUAACACAACAGUGAAGUGCAGUUCACACACUAACAGUGAAUAAACUGCUGUGAUUACAUUUCUAUUUAAGGUGACAAGCAA
Messenger RNA from Labeo rohita (rohu), 3314 nucleotides. RefSeq names its product solute carrier family 12 member 8 (gene slc12a8). Gene Ontology annotation, biological process: potassium ion import across plasma membrane; cell volume homeostasis; potassium ion homeostasis. Gene Ontology annotation, molecular function: potassium:chloride symporter activity. Gene Ontology annotation, cellular component: membrane. NCBI's taxonomy places the organism in Eukaryota, Metazoa, Chordata, Actinopteri, Cypriniformes, Cyprinidae. The transcript is spliced from 14 exons. The record is from RefSeq and is a predicted model, not a curated record. Bases 535 to 2673 code for a protein of 712 amino acids.